Messenger RNA from Hyphopichia burtonii NRRL Y-1933, 2424 nucleotides. RefSeq names its product ubiquitin-specific protease. Gene Ontology annotation, biological process: protein deubiquitination. Gene Ontology annotation, molecular function: zinc ion binding; protein binding; cysteine-type deubiquitinase activity. Bases 1 to 2424 code for a protein of 807 amino acids. NCBI's taxonomy places the organism in Eukaryota, Fungi, Ascomycota, Pichiomycetes, Serinales, Debaryomycetaceae. The record is from RefSeq and is a predicted model, not a curated record. The transcript has a single exon.
AUGAGUUCAGCUGUAUGUGCACAUAUCUCUGGUGCCGCCACUAGUGGCGGCAUCGCCCCAGGCAUCGGAUCCAAUUCCAAGAUAUACAAGGAUGAUUGUAUGUACAAUUUCGAUACUGCUGAGAAUAAUUCAAAUGGGUUAGAUGUUUGUUUAAGUUGUUUCCAGGCUUUUUCCCGUAGUGAUCAUGAUAUAAACUAUACUUUGAAGCAUGGUCAAUUGCAGAGCCAUGAGCUAUUUCUUAAUAUCGUCAAGACUUUGAAACCGGAAGCUCAAGAAGAAAUGCAAAAACCCCAGGCUGAAGAAAAUGAAGAAAGAGAGAAGAAGAUAGCAAAACUUGAGAUCAAGGAGAGCAAGGAAUCGGAUUUCUAUGAUAUUAUCAAUUCAAUUUACUGUUUAAAAUGUGAUCACAAGUAUGCUAUUGGAGAAUCCCCCAUAGAGGUUCAAAGCUUGGUCAAUCAGAUAUUAGCUGCUAAUUCAACUAAUAGAAAUGAUGAAAUCAAAGCAUGGGAACAAGAGAUUCUUCCAUGUGAACACUCGAUAGAUUUGCAGCAAACUCCGUACUCCGAUGAAAUUGAUUUGACUCUGUGUGGUCAAUGUGAUUUGAAAGAAAACUUGUGGAUUUGCUUGCAUUGUGGGAAAUUGGGAUGUGGUCGUAAGCAAUUUGGAUCGGAAUUGCCAGGUAAUUCUCAUGCAUUAAGUCAUUACGAAGUCUCUCAGCAUCCAGUUGCGAUUAAAUUGGGUUCUUUAUCUGCAGAUGAUGCUAAUAGUUGUGACGCGUAUUGCUAUCAAUGUAAUGAUGAAGUGAAAGUACCUGGGUUAUCAGAAAAAUUACUCAAAUAUGGUAUUGAUAUAAAUUCUCGAACCAAAACUGAAAAAAAUUUAAUCGAAUUGAACUUGGAACAAAAUUUGAAUUGGGAUUUUAAAUUAGAUGGUGCAAACGGGGAAAAAUUGAAACCACUUUUUGGGAAAGAUUGUACUGGGUUUCAAAAUUUGGGGAAUUCUUGUUAUUUGAAUUCAGUGGUUCAAUCAUUAUUCAGUUUACAAGAUUAUGAUGAUUUUUUCAAAUCAAAAGAUUUUGAUGAAAAAGUUAAGGAUCCUGCAGUUGAUUUAGAAAGUCAAUUAAUCAAAUUAUAUAAGGGUUUGAAAUCAGGUAAUUAUCUGAAACCAAAUAAGAAUGUCUUCACAAGCAAAGGUGACCAGUAUCAAAUGGGUAUUAAGCCAUCUGCUUUCAAAACACUAAUUGGGGAAAACCAUCCCGAAUUUCAAACUCAAAGACAACAAGAUGCAUUUGAAUUCAUGUUGUAUUUAUUGGAUAAACUUGAUAAUCAAUAUGGUUUCGCUCUUAACAAGAAUUUAAAAUUUUUAAUGGGUAAUAAAGUGAUUUGUUCUAAUUGUGAUCACGGUAAAUUGAACCACGAAUUAGUUGAUAACUUAUCGGUUCCCGUUAAUGCUGAAGUUUUGAAAGUUGAGGAAGACGGCACCAAAAUAUAUGAAGAAAUCUCCUUAAAUGAUUGUUUCCGUGACUAUUGUUCUACUCAGGAAAUUGAAGGGUAUCAGUGUGAUGAAUGCAAUGCCAAGUCAACGGCUUUACAAUCAAGUGGAUUCAAGACUUAUCCGAAAUAUCUUGUUGUUAAUGCCAAAAGAAUCAAAUUAGAAAAUUGGGUCCCAGUUAAAGUUGAUAUUCCAAUCAAACUAGAAGACUCGAUUGAUUUAAAACAAUAUGAAGUCCCCAAGUUUUCCAAUGGUGAAGUUGAAGUGAAAGGCAACUCUAAAACCAACGAACCCACAACUUUUGCUGCUAACGAAGAAGCAAUGGCCACUCUAUUGAGUAUGGGAUUCACGGAAACUCGUUGUCUCAAGGCUUUAUGCAACACUGGGAAUUCAAAUGCUGAAGAUGCAAUGAAUUGGAUUUUCGCUCACAUGGAAGAUGCUGAUAUCGAUGAGCCAUUCGAUCCAAGCGCUUCCACUAACAAUGCUGGUGCAGGUAACGAGCCAAGUGCAGAAUUAAUCGAAAACCUUAUGGCCAUGGGAUUUGCUCACGCUCUUGCCAGAAAGGCUCUCAUUCUCAACGGUGGUGAUGUAAAUGUUGCUGUUGAAUGGCUAUUCAACAACCCUGAUGAUGAUGGGAUCAUAGAAGAGGGUACUGAUAAACCAGUGGUCAAUAUCCAAGCCGAAACUGAGACUCUUACUGAAGAAUUAUUGAACCAACCAGAACCUUCAAAUACAAGAUAUGCCAUCAAAUCGGUUAUCUGUCAUAAAGGUACUUCACCACACACCGGGCACUAUGUUGCAUUUAUCAAGAAGCUUGUAGAUGGUGAGAGAAAAUGGGUUUUAUUCAACGACGAAAAAGUUGUCGAAUGUGACGAUAAAUGCAUCGAGGACAUCGAGAACAACGGAUAUAUCUACAUAUUCGAACGAGUAUAA